Molecule: messenger RNA, 2184 nt
Organism: Lodderomyces parapsilosis
Lineage: Eukaryota; Fungi; Ascomycota; Pichiomycetes; Serinales; Debaryomycetaceae
Exons: 1
Coding region: 1-2184 (727 amino acids)
Biological process (GO): conjugation with cellular fusion
Cellular component (GO): mating projection tip
Molecular function (GO): protein binding; phosphatidylinositol binding
Source: RefSeq, a predicted model, not a curated record
AUGAUCACUAUGGCCCCUCCCGCCACAACGCAUCAACCCGAUCACAAGUUGGCCGAAGCCAUACCACCUCAACUGCAGCCACACCAAUCACACAAUACGAACCAAAGUCACUCAUCAGGUUCCACGUCUCGUUCCCUUGCUACGCCAUUGAGGUCUCUUACAAUCUCUAAACCAAAAGCAAAAAUAGAAAGUGGGGGAUCCAACAAGUUUAGACCUACCAUUAUCGUGGUUACCAAGUUUCCAUUCACAGCCGAAUCUUCAAAUGAAUUGAGUGUCAAUAAGGGAGAAAUAUUGAAGUUGCUAGACGAGCCUCGCGACGGUUGGCUAUUGGUGAAAUGUAUUGAGCGAUUGUGUCCUCCAGGUCUAAUUCCAGCCACAUAUGUUGAUAUCGCACUUAAUGACCAAGUGAAUCCAAUCACCUUGAGUUGGCUCCAUGGAAUUGAUAAGGUUGACAUUGUGAAAGAACACAAUUAUCUAAAUUUACAAUUCAACAAGGUUGAGGCCAUUUUCCAAACAAUCAAUAACAAAGCAUAUCCAGUUUCUGCAUCAAUUCUGAACUUUCUUUUGUUCAAAGAGAGGUAUUGGUAUAGAUUGGACAUUCAAUACAGUGACAAGUCCAGGGCACAUUUGUGUCGCUAUUAUCAAGAUUUUUACAACUUGCAUAUAACGAUGUUGGAUUUAGUCAACAGGAUUAGUAGCCAAGACUUGAAGUUGCCAAAGUUGCCUGAACCGUUACCAACAACCACCACCUUAAAUCACUACAAAGAUGAUAAAAUAACUGUCGGCGAUGCAAAUACCAAAUCUGAGGCAGAUUUAGAAAAGGAGACUACUGAGGUUAACAUGUUGUUGAAAAGAUGUAAUGACUUGAACGUCUACAUCAAUAAGCUCAUCUUGAACAAAUAUUUCCAGACAUCGAAUGAAUUGAUCACAUGGUUAGAGUUGCGGUACAAGAAUUUGCCAGGCUUUGUGGUGGAGCCAACUGAUGAGGAAUAUGAAACGGAGUUGGUAAACGAAGAAAUCAGCAACAGGAUCCUUCCAAAUUCAAUUGAUGUUGUUAAAGUUUACGAGGAAAAGAAAAUGCUGAGGGAGCAAGAAUUGGAAGCUAUGAGAAACAAAGAAGAGGAAAAGGAAGAAGAGGCUGUGGAAGUUGAUGACUCUGAACUUCCUGCACGAACCAAGUCAAAAAAUAUUUACAACAACUAUCAACAAGCGUCGCAUAUAAUGUCAAUGGCACAAGUUUCCCGACAAGGGUCGGUAUCCUUAAGUAGAGCCGACUCGAAAGCAAACCAGCGUAAUGGAAGCAAAACUUCCAACAGUGUGGUAAAUCUGCCAAAUUUGCUCCGUAAGCAAUCAGAUCUUGCAGACACAUCGACCAACAGUGUAGCUGCUUCCUUCUCCUUGAUUGAGGAAGGCCACCAACAAGGCGGGCAUUCACCAGAUACAUCACGUGGCUCCCACACUGUCAAAAUAGCACGCAACAAAUCGUUGAAACCCAAAUCUACAACAAAUGCAUCAGUACCACCUUUGUCUAAUGGACACGCUUCAUCACCACAGAAUGUGAAACAGCCAAAUGGAACAUCCUUGUCACUGCAUUCACCACAGUUGCAGCAGAGGCCACCAACAAUGUCAAGCCCUGUUAUCCAUCCUCAGAGCCAACAAUAUAGCCCCAAGCUCGGCGCUCUUCCAAAGGUCAAAACGCAAUCACCACACCAACCCAUUCACCCUAAUAAUGACAAACCAUACCAAUUGCCACAAUCCAUGCCUACCAAAAUGUCACCCAUGGGUAUCAAUCCACAGGUUUUCCCAAUUAGUGGCUAUGUCAAUGCCACUCAGUCUAAUGUUGGUGGUAAUGCAAUUAACCCCCACACAUCUGCCAUUUCGAGUUAUUCUCAUAGUUCAGGAUCACCUUCACCAACUUCAGCCAAUACAAUCGCCAAUUUGAAACAUCAAUACAUCAAAUGCAAAAUAGUCAAUCCACACGAUGAAAUAAUUGCUUUCAAAUUGCCCAAGUCGCAAAUUAAAACAGUUGGUGAUUUUAAAAAUGCAAUUAAGAGUAAAGUGUUUUACAGUAAAUUGUACAUCAAAUUACCCAAUCUAAACAAUUUUGAGAAUAUUGAUGUUGUGAGGUUUAAUAUUACUGAGUUUUUAAAAUUCAAUGAUAGGGUAUUGUUGAGAAUUGCUUGA